AUGAGGCAGAAAACUCAGACUCCCCAAGAUGCAUCACUGAGAAAAGCUUUGGUCAAUAUGAGAUAUGGAAAUUGUACUGCUGAGGACAUUAAAUUUUUGAGAACUCUUCAAGCCAGUAAAAAGCCAGGAAGACCUAAGAUUGCUUCAAAGGAAUUCAGAAAUGUGGCAAUUAUAUGUGGAAGACACACACAAAAAGAUCAAAUUAAUCAAAUGGGGUGUGAAAGAUUUGCUGAGGAGACAGGCCAAAAAUUGACCCAUUUUUACUCUGUAGGCAAGUGGGGAAAGGAUGCUGAUCCAGCCAAUAAAACAAAGUGGGGAAAAUCAAAGGCUGUUUCAAAAUCAAAGCACAAGUCAAAUGAAAUUGACUUUGAUGAUCAACAUCAAAUCUGGAAUGUCAGACAUGGAUCAACUGAACACUUUGCUGGAAAGCUUUCACUCUGCCUUGGAAUGCCUGUGAUGAUCAGAAAUAAUGAUGCAACUGAGCUGUGCAUAACAAAAGGUCAAGAAGGAUUUGUAGUUGGAUGGCAGGCAAAGAAAGGUCCACAUGGAAAGAGAAUACUGGAUACUCUAUUUGUAAAGUUAGACAAGCCUUCAAAAACUAUUCAAAUACCUGGGCUUCCAGAAAAUGUAGUGCCUUUAGUUAAGGGAACUAAAACCAUUACAUGUACAUUCCCCAGUGAUCUGAAGGAGUCUAUAGAAAGACAACAAGUCUGGGUUCUACCUAAUUUUGCAAUGACAGAUUAUGCAGCUCAAGGAAAAACUAGACCAUACAAUGUUGUACAUCUCAACAGCUGCCACACUCAUAUGUCCUACUAUACUUGUCUCUCCAGAAGUGCAAGUGCAGCUGGAACUAUCAUUCUACAAGGCUUUGAGCCUAGCAUUGUUACUAGAGGAUGUGCAAAAUAUCUUAGGCAGGAACUCAGAGAACAAGAACUUCUAGAUGAAAUUACCAGGCUUAGAUAUGAAGGGUCACUUCCUUCUUGUGUUGUAGGAUACACACGUAAUUCAUUAAUCAGAAAUUUCCAAGACUGGAAAGGUACAGAAUAUGUUCCAGAGAAAACAGAUGCAUCUUUGAGGUGGAGUGAAAGUGAUCCAAUGGAUAUACUACCUGUGGUUACAGACAGUCCAUGGCAGAUAAUUAAGAGAGGCAAAGAUAAGAAAGCAGAGCAACCCAAGAAAGCUUCAACAUUUUUCCCAGCUAAGGGAUCAGUUGCAGUCAAGCAUAAGCUGGAUGAUGAUGAUGAGAUUAAUAUAAAGAAAAAGAGUAAAAAAAUACUGAAGCCUAAGUCUAGCACCAAGUUGGGACUUCAAUGGGAUACUGUAAAUUACAGUUGUGCAUAUGAUAGCUUAUUUGUAAUUUUAUAUCAUAUUUGGAACAUAGAUCCUGUGAGGUGGACUACAAAUUUUACAGAGAUCAACCAAGAUUAUUUAGGUGCAUUGGCAGCUGGUUUCAACAAGGUGCUUGAAGGAACACUUACUUUAGAAAAUGUAAGAGAUGAACUUAGACAUGAUCUUCAUAAUUUAGAUCCUAUCAAAUUUCCUAUGGGCAAAACAGGAGCUAGUGUUGGACAACUUACAUUUGAAAUGCUUAAGUAUGAAAAAAACAAUGCAGUGGCUGAAAUAAUAUGUUCAGACUGUGGAAAUGCAUAUGAAGUAGAUGAUACACUGGGAUAUGUUCUACAUGCAUCUGACCCUAUACCAGCAUCAACUUCAAAAUGGAUAGGAUCAAUUCAGAAGCCAUCUACAGAAAUAUGUGGGGGUUGCUCAGGUGAAAUGAUUGAGCAUGUAGCCUAUGCAGAGGUUCCAAAGAUUAUCAUCCUGGAGUACCCAUACUGUAAUACUGAAACUAGUCACAAGGUAAAGUUUGUAGUAAAUGGAGAAGAAGUCUUACUGAGCCUGAGAGGGAUCAUAUACCAUGGGGAUAAUCAUUUCACCUCUAGAGUUUUUUCAUAUGAAGGUAAAGUAUGGUUCCAUGAUGGGAUAACCACCAAAAAUAAGUGUAUAGAAGAUGGGCAGAUAGAUGAUAAAAGCAAUGAUGAUCUUAGAUACUAUGAAGAUCAGGAACUUGUUUUAGCUGUAUAUUCUCAACUUUAA
Laccaria bicolor S238N-H82 is the source of this 2094-nucleotide messenger RNA. RefSeq lists its product as uncharacterized. Lineage: Eukaryota; Fungi; Basidiomycota; Agaricomycetes; Agaricales; Hydnangiaceae. The record is from RefSeq and is a predicted model, not a curated record. The transcript has a single exon. Bases 1 to 2094 code for a protein of 697 amino acids.